Colossoma macropomum (tambaqui) is the source of this 5587-nucleotide messenger RNA. It is a transcript of the gene jag1a, whose product is annotated as jagged canonical Notch ligand 1a. Gene Ontology annotation, biological process: Notch signaling pathway; heterophilic cell-cell adhesion; establishment or maintenance of epithelial cell apical/basal polarity. Gene Ontology annotation, cellular component: protein-containing complex; plasma membrane. NCBI's taxonomy places the organism in Eukaryota, Metazoa, Chordata, Actinopteri, Characiformes, Serrasalmidae. The transcript has 26 exons. The record is from RefSeq and is a predicted model, not a curated record. Bases 425 to 4114 code for a protein of 1229 amino acids. Gene Ontology annotation, molecular function: calcium ion binding; Notch binding.
CGAAGCGCAGCUCGCGAGCUCCGUCGGUACGGUCGAACGCAGCGCACCGAACAAAAACGUCAUAAUUAGCAACAACAACAACAAUAACACAUCAAAGAACAUCAGCAGGAAAAAAGAACGCGUUUGGAACGUUCAACAACAAAAAGAACGGAAAGAACGUCUUUAGAACGAAGGAGCAUAAAAAAAACAAGAACAACAACGAAAAAAGAAAAAGAGGCUCGCGGAGGAAAAACAGAAAAAGGGGCUUUUCCCAUCUGCGCGCGCCUGUACGUUAUUCAGGAUUUUUCCCUCGUCUGCACUCGUGCAUGUGCAGAGCUGGAAGAAGGGGCGCGUGGAGCCGGGGUUGUGUAUGAAGAGCCGCGCGCGCACCAGCUGAACUCGUAGUUUGUGGCCGCACGCAGUGGAGAGUGCACGCAGGGGCGGCAUGGCCGGGACUCGGAGGCUGGGGCUCGCGAUGGCGCUCCUGCAUCUGCUCCUGCACUGCUUCUGGAUCCAGAGCUCCGGAGCCUCUGGCCAUUUCGAGCUGCAGCUGCUGUCCGUGCACAACGCGCGAGGCGAGCUGCAGAGCGGCGCGUGCUGCAACGGCGGCGCGCGCGACCCGGCGACGGAGGUGUGCGCACGGGACGAGUGCGACACGUAUUUCCGCGCGUGCCUGAAGGAGUACCAGUCGCGCGUGUCCGCCGGAGGACCGUGCAGCUUCGGCAGCGGCUUCACGGCCGUGCUCGGGGGGAACAGCGUGACGCUGGCCGGGGAGAGCCGCGCGCGCAUCGUGCUGCCCUUCAGCUUCGCCUGGCCGAGGUCGUACACAUUGAUCCUGGAGGCCAUGGACUUCAACAAUGACUCCAGCACCGGGAGCAUGAGUGGUCAGUUGAUAGAGAAGGCGGUCCAGUCCGGUAUGAUUAACCCGAGCCCUCAGUGGCAGGCUCUGAGACGUAACGGCACAGUGGCUCAGUUCAACUACCAGAUCCGUGUGAUGUGUGACGAGCACUACUACGGCUUCGGCUGCAACAAGUUCUGUCGGCCCAGAGACGACUUCUUCGGCCACUACACCUGCGACCACAACGGAAACAAAACCUGCAUGGAGGGCUGGGCCGGUCCAGAGUGCAACACCGCGAUCUGUAAGCAGGGCUGCAGUGCUGAACAUGGAUCCUGUAAAGCGCCUGGAGACUGCAAGUGUUUGUAUGGCUGGCAGGGUGAAUACUGUGAUCAGUGUAUUCCUCACCCUGGCUGUGUACAUGGUACCUGUGUGGAGCCCUGGCAGUGUCUGUGUGACACUAACUGGGGAGGACAGCUCUGUGAUAAAGACCUGAACACCUGUGGGACGCUGCAGCCGUGUCUGAAUGGAGGAACCUGCAGUAACACAGGACCAGACAAGUACCACUGCGCCUGUCCUGAGGGCUACUCUGGACCGAACUGUGAGAGAGCUGAUAACGCCUGUCUCUCUGAGCCGUGUUUUAACGGAGGGAGCUGUGUGGAGAGCUCUCAGGGGUUCGAGUGCCAGUGCGCGCCAGGUUGGACCGGACCGUCCUGCACCAUCAAUAAAGACGAGUGCAGUCCGAACCCCUGUAAUCACGCUGGGACCUGUGUGGAUCUCAUCAACCAGUACAAGUGCAUCUGUCCAGCACAGUGGACUGGCAAAACCUGCCUUAUUGAUGCUAAUGAGUGCGCUGAGAACCCGUGUGUUAAUGCCCACUCAUGCCGUAAUCUGAUCGGUGGAUAUUUCUGCGAGUGUCUCCCUGGUUGGACGGGACAGAACUGUGACAUCAAUAUUAACGACUGUCAGGGACAGUGUCUGAACGGCGGAUCUUGUAAGGACCUGGUGAACGGCUAUAAAUGUAUGUGCGCACCUGGCUUUGCGGGUGAUCACUGUGAGAGAGAUAUAGACGAGUGCGCGAGUCACCCAUGCCUCAACGGGGGCCGCUGCCAAGAUGAUGUCAAUGGCUUUCAGUGUCUCUGCCUGCCUGGUUUCUCUGGAAACCUUUGCCAGUUGGAUAUUGACUACUGCGAAGGCAAUCCCUGUCAGAACGGAGCGCAGUGUUUUAAUCUGGCAACGGACUACUAUUGUAAAUGUCCCGAAGACUAUGAGGGCAAAAACUGCUCCCUCCUCAAAGACCACUGUCGCACCACACCUUGCACAGUGAUUGACAGCUGCACGGUUGCCGUGGUUGCAAACAGCACUAGCACCAGCAUGCGCUUAAUUUCCUCCAACGUGUGCGGCCCGCAUGGUCGCUGCCAGAGCCACGCUGGGGGCCACUUCAGCUGCGAGUGUCAGGAUGGCUUUACUGGAACUUACUGUCACGAGAACAUUAAUGACUGUGAGAGCAGCCCGUGCCGUAACGGAGGGACGUGCAUUGAUAAAGUGAAUGUGUACCAGUGUAUCUGUGCUGAUGGCUGGGAGGGACCACAGUGUGAAACUAAUAUCGAUGACUGCAGCACGAACCCGUGCCGAGAUCGCGGUGUGUGUCGUGAUCUGGUGAACGACUUUUAUUGCGAGUGCAAAAACGGCUGGAAGGGCAAGACCUGUCACUCACGUGAGAGUCAGUGUGACGAGGCCACCUGUAACAAUGGAGGGACCUGCUAUGAUGAAGGAGACUCAUUCAAGUGCAUUUGUGCACCUGGAUGGGAGGGGGCUACCUGUAAUAUAGCCAAGAACAGCAGCUGUCUUCCCAAUCCGUGUGAGAACGGAGCCACCUGCGUCGUCAGCAGCGACGGCUUCACCUGCGUGUGCAAAGAAGGCUGGGAGGGGCCGACCUGCAGCCAGAACUCGAACGACUGCAGCCCGCACCCAUGCUACAACAGUGGGACUUGUGUGGACGGAGAUAACUGGUACCGGUGUGAGUGCGCACCGGGCUUCGCCGGACCCGACUGCCGCAUCAACAUUAACGAAUGCCAGUCAUCUCCUUGUGCUUUCGGCGCCACCUGCGUGGAUGAGAUUAAUGGCUACCGCUGUGUGUGUCCGCCAGGGAGAACCGGAGCCAGGUGCCAGGAAGGACGUCCCUGUAAGAUAGGAGGCCGAAUCAUAGCCGAUGGAGCGAGAUGGGACGAAGACUGCAACACCUGCCACUGUCAAAACGGCCAAGUGACCUGCACAAAGUUGUGGUGCGGUCCGAGGGCGUGUCGUUUGGUCGGAGCAGGUCGAGGUGAUUGUCCUGCAGGUCAGUCGUGUGUGCCGGUGCGUGAAGAACGCUGUUUCGUCAGGCCGUGCCCCAUGCAGGGAGAGUGCUGGUCGGGUCAAAGGACACUCAUGCGGGCCAGGUGUCACACAGAGAGCAACUGCGCCAACGUCACGUUCACUUUUAUCAAAGACAUCAUGCCACAGGGUGUAACUGUGGAGCAGGUGUGUAGGGAGUUGAGGAGUCUCUCUGUAGUGAAGAACCUUUCCUCAGAAUUUUCCAUCUCCAUAACGUGCGAGCCCUCCACCACUGCCAGCAACGAGAUCCACGUCACCAUCGUUUCUGAUGAUGGCGCGGGCAGCGAUGCUCCUGAAAUCACGGACAGGAUCGUGGACCUGGUGAGCAAACGUAACGCUAAUGGCACCAUCCUCACCGCCAUCGCGGAUGUGCGUGUGCAGCGCAGGAAGAACGCCAGCCAAAACGAAUACUUGGUGCCGGUGCUGGUUUCUGUGGUAACCGUGAUCUGGGUGAUGGCGUUGGUGUCCGUGUUGCUAUGGUUUGUGCGACGACGACGCAAGCAGAACGGCAGCCCCACGGCGACCGGCCAUGCCUCCCCAUUGCCCACAACGACCGCCGAGGACAACAACGCGGCCAACAACGCGCGGGAGCACCUGAACCAGAUCAAGAACCACAUCGAAAAGAACCAGGCGUCCAACGGUAACGACAAGCUCCACGGUGACGACAAGAACGCCGUCAGCGCCAAAAUCAGGACGCACUUCUCCGAGACGACCUCCAGCCUUCCGGAUGAGGACAUGGACACAGACAAGCGGCUCCACAAGGCCCGGUUUCCACGGCAACCGGCCUACACGCUGGUUGACCGAGACGAGCGGCCGUGUUUGAACGGUACGGCGGGGAAGCAGCCGCACUGGACUAACAAACGAGACAACAGAGACCUGGAACAGUCCCAGAGCAGUUUACACAGAAUGGAGUAUAUCGUAUAGCAACCGCUGCUAAAAAACAAAAAUAAUAAUAAUCCAGUGGGCUAACGCCGCAGUCACCGUGACAACCAUCACGGCCACAUACAAAAACGGUAAUGCGAGAAGGUCGAAGGUAAAGGAAGGAGGGGAAAAAACGAGGCGAGUUCACUCCGAAAUUUCUUUGGAUAGCCGCCGAAAGGCUCCGAUCGCAGUCUCCGUUUUGGAAUCUGGAGCUAAAAUUGCAAAGCAAAGCGAAGAAAAGUCCCCACAGUGAAAUCUACAGUACAGAACCACAGUCUACAAUAAAGAACACGCUGGCUCAGUCAGUCGGGUUGUUGUGAGUGGCUGUUUUUUUAGGUGUUUUUGGAAUUUUUGGAAAAACCCCUGGUUUAAAACGGUAACGCCACUCUGCGGUUCUUCGUUUAGCAAAGAACUAUGAAUUCUCUGAAGUGACGUCACUCUCAGAAAAAUCUGAACCGUGUCCUGGUUUUGGAGGUCACAUGACUUUGCAGUCAGCAUCUGUCAGUGUUGGGAUCAUUUCACAAGGACUUUAGACUCGAUUGGUCAGAGCGAGCCACGUUUAUAUAAAUGGAGCUUUUGUCAAAAUUGGCUGAUCUGAGACCAGAUUUGCUGGUUCGAUUUUAACGGUUGGGUAUUAAGAUUAGGGUACUAAGAUUUGGCUAAGAUGAGCUGAUUGUAGUUGUCAUAAAGGAAAACUCCAUUAAAUGAUCUGUUAGCGAAUAACCUCCCAUUAGGCCAAACCACAACAACCAUUAAAGUUUAUUAUUAUUAUUAUUUAUUAGCGUUGUUUAUUGUUUUUGUUUGUUUUUUUUUUUGCAGGGAGGCAGGUUGUACAUAUUCCUGCCGUCUUGCAACAUGAAGAAUUUAAUGGUCGACUUAGAACGCUGUUGGUGUUGUGUAGAUUUUGUAUGUACAUAUUUUUAAUUAAUCAUUGUGUAUAUUUGAUUUUAUUAACUUAAUAAUCAAGAGCCUAUCAUUCCUUUUUUUCUUUUUAUUUAUGUGCUUCGUAUAGAUUCGAAGGUUUGACAGCUUUGUAAGCUUUCUACUUCCUUAUUUUUGAUGAGAAAAUAUUGUUUCACGUUUCGUAAAUGCCAAAAGUGUUCUUGAGAGAAUAGUUUUAUUUUUUAACUGUAUGCUGGGUGUUGUUUUCAUGCCUGAAUACGGAUGCGUUGUACAAAGUUUUGUUUUUGAAAACCGCGUGUUUGGUUAGAUGUUUGUCGGGAUUAUUUUUGUAAAGUAUUGAAGAGGAAAACAAAAAAGACCUUGCAACAAAGACAAAAAGAAACGACCGGACAUUUCUGGAAUGGUGUUAUUAUUAUUAGAAUCUGUCUUGAGUCAAUCUAGAAUGUUCUACCACGACAUUAUCAUUACCAGUUUCCCGUAGCAGUAUUCUGUAGUAAAGUGGACCUCCAGUUUGCAUGAAAUAGAUGGAAUUAAUGUAAAAAAAAAAAAGGACUGACCAUAAGAUGAGAAGAA